Nicotiana attenuata is the source of this 974-nucleotide messenger RNA. RefSeq lists its product as uncharacterized. The coding region runs from base 102 to 764 and encodes 220 amino acids. NCBI's taxonomy places the organism in Eukaryota, Viridiplantae, Streptophyta, Magnoliopsida, Solanales, Solanaceae. The record is from RefSeq and is a predicted model, not a curated record. The transcript has a single exon. Gene Ontology annotation, cellular component: plasma membrane.
UAGGAAAUACUGGUGGUCCUUGAUCCAUCAUAAGGAAAUAGGUACCACCACCAAAUCAAAAGCAAGUUGUUUCCUCCUCCUUCUUCUUCGUGGCCACCACAAUGCAACCAUAUCCGCCGCCUUAUACAAAAGCCCCGCGGUAUGGCGGUGAGUAUUACUAUGAAGAAAGGCCAAGAGGAGGAAACCCUUGCUUGAGAUGCAUUUGCUGCUGCUAUUGCAUCCUGUUUUUCGUCAUUCUUGUUGUAUCCGCCAUCACCUUCUAUUUCUACAUGAUCUUCCAACCAAAAUUACCACAUUACAACGUUCAAGCACUUGAGAUUAAGGAAUUUGGAUAUCAACCUCAUGAUUUCACCCUAACAAUAGAUAUUAUUGUCACUAUUAAAGCAGAGAAUCCUAACAAAAAGAUAGAACUAACUUACGGGGAAGCUAGCUCUAUAAACAUGACCUACACUGAUUCAACAUUAUGUUCAGGAAAAUUACCAGCUUUCCGUCACGGACAUAAGAAUACAACCAUAAUCCAGGUUGAACUCAAGGGAAAAAGUCAGUUUCGAUCAGGGCAAUAUGAGGCAAUGCAAGAAAAUGAAAAAAAUGGCAAAAUUCCAUUAUCGGUGACAGCUAAGGUACCUGUGGAGGUUCUAGUUGGAGAAACUCCUUUAAAGAAAUUCAAUGUGCUUGCAAACUGUUCUUUAAUUGUGAAUAACUUGAAGCCAGGCAAGAAAGCUGACAUUGUUGAAAGCAAGUUCACCUACAGUUUAUCAAAAUGAUAAAAGAUCUGCUCAACGUUUUAAAUUUUGAGUGUAUUUAUUGGUUCUUUUGACCUUAGAAAACGAACCAUGCAUGGCAGCUCUCUUCCUUGUACCAAUUAUGAGAAAACAAAUAUCAUACAAGUACAAUAGUUAGUUUCUUAGGCUUUUUGAUUUGCAGUUUUGCACGUUACUCUUGAUCUGAAUUAAUAAAGUUUUGCUUAUAUGCUA